This is a messenger RNA of Dromaius novaehollandiae (emu), 3196 nucleotides long. It is a transcript of the gene HNF1B, whose product is annotated as HNF1 homeobox B. Lineage: Eukaryota; Metazoa; Chordata; Aves; Casuariiformes; Dromaiidae. The transcript has 9 exons. Gene Ontology annotation, molecular function: RNA polymerase II cis-regulatory region sequence-specific DNA binding; DNA-binding transcription factor activity, RNA polymerase II-specific. Gene Ontology annotation, cellular component: nucleus. The record is from RefSeq and is a predicted model, not a curated record. Gene Ontology annotation, biological process: insulin secretion; positive regulation of DNA-templated transcription; pancreas development. The coding region runs from base 121 to 1794 and encodes 557 amino acids.
CCGGGGCCGGGGCCGGGGCUGGGGCCGGGCCGGGCCGGGCCGGGGCGGCCCGGGCGCGCAGCGGAGGCCCCGGCGGGGAGACCGGCGGGGGCGGCGGGCGCUGCGCCGCGCCCCGGGACCAUGGUGUCGCAGCUGAGCGCGCUGCAGCAGGAGCUCCUGGGCGCGCUGCUCAGCUCGGGGGCCACCAAGGAGGGGCUCAUCCGCGCCCUGGACGACAUGGUGCCGGCGGGCGGCUUCGGCGUGAAGCUGGAGAGCCUGCCGCUGUCCCCCGGCGGCGCGCCCGACGCCAAGCCCGUCUUCGCCCCGCUCGCCAACGGGCACGGCAAGGGCAAGCUCUCCGGCGACGAGGGCUCCGAGGACGGCGACGACUUCGACACGCCGCAGAUCCUCCGCGAGCUGCAGGCGCUCAACACCGAGGAGGCGGUGGAGCAGCGCGCCGAGGUGGACAGGAUGAUCAGCGAGGACCCGUGGCGGGCGGCGAAGAUGAUCAAGGGCUACAUGCAGCAGCACAACAUCCCGCAGCGGGAGGUGGUGGACGUCACGGGCCUCAACCAGUCGCACCUCUCGCAGCACCUCAACAAGGGCACCCCCAUGAAGACGCAGAAGCGGGCCGCGCUCUACACGUGGUACGUCCGCAAGCAGCGGGAGAUCCUCCGCCAGUUCAAGCAGACGGCGCAGGGUGGUGGAAGUAGCCCGGGCAAAAGCAGUCGGGAUCAGCUGCUGUUUCUCUUUCCAGAGUUCAAUCAGCAGAACCAGGGGGCCGGGCAGCUCGAGGACGCCUGCGCCGAGACCCCCAGCAAGAAGAUGCGCCGCAACCGCUUCAAGUGGGGGCCGGCCUCCCAGCAAAUCUUGUACCAAGCCUACGACCGCCAGAAGAACCCCAGCAAGGAGGAGCGCGAGGCCCUGGUGGAGGAGUGCAACAGGGCCGAGUGUCUGCAGCGAGGGGUGUCUCCCUCCAAGGCGCACGGGCUGGGCUCCAACCUGGUGACGGAGGUGCGCGUCUACAACUGGUUCGCCAACCGGCGGAAGGAGGAGGCUUUCCGCCAGAAGCUGGCCAUGGACGCCUACAGCUCCGGGCAGCCCCCGCACAGCAUGAGCCUGCUGCUCUCCCACGGCUCCCCCCACCACAGCCAGCCCAGCGCCUCGCCCCCCGGCAAGAUGCCAGGAGUGCGGUACAGCCAGGCGGCGAGCGGCGAGGCGGCGUCCUCCGGGGCCAUCAGCCACCACGGCAGCGGUGCCAUGGUGACCGGCAGCCAGGCCGUGCUGCAGCAGGUCUCCCCGGCCGCCCUGGACCCGGGCCACGGUUUGCUCUCGCCCGACGGCAAAAUGAUCUCCGUCUCGGGGGGCGGGCUGCCCCCGGUGAGCACCCUGACCAACAUCCACAGCUUGUCCCACCACAACCCGCAGCAGUCCCAGAACCUCAUCAUGACCCCGCUCUCCGGCGUCAUGGCCAUCGCACAGAGUCUGAACACGUCGCAGGCGCAGAGCGUGCCGGUCAUCAACAGCGUGGCGGGGAGCCUGGCCGCGCUGCAGCCCGUGCAGUUCCCCCAGCAGCUCCACAGCCCGCACCAGCAGCCGCUCAUGCAGCAGUCGCCCGGCCCCAUGGCGCAGCAGCCCUUCAUGGCCACCGUGACGCAGCUGCAGAACUCGCACAUGUACGCGCACAAGCAGGAGCCCCCCCAGUAUUCGCACACCUCCCGCUUCCCCUCGGCCAUGGUGGUGACCGACACCAGCAGCAUCAGUACCUUAACCAAUAUGUCUUCCAGUAAGCAGUGUCCCCUGCAAGCCUGGUGAUGCUCCACACUCCACUUGCUUCGCACCUAGCAACCGGACCGGCUUUUCCACCCCGUCCCGGCGGAGCCCGGCAGCUCCGCGGCCCUGCGGCGAGCCCGAUGCUCCCCUCCGCGCAGUAUUUCCGAGACGAGUCUCGAGGAUUUGCUCUGAAGUAUUUGCCUCCGACGAGGCCACUGGCUCUCCUGGGAAAAUAGGGACAAACCGUACCGAGAACGGGCGGAAGAGGGAAGACCGAUGGUAUUUAAGUUAUACGCCUUCGCCGAGGGACCGAGGGGGACGCGGAGCUGUUACCUGGCGUGCGGAAGGAGGAAUCGCCUGUGCUGCCGAACUGAGCCAAUUAAACUGUAAAUAUAGGUACAGCCUGCUCCAGCCGACCCCUCCCCGUCUCCUAUACAUAGAGAUUUAUAUAAAAGAGGUGAAUUUUGUCCAAUGGAUGUAAACUACUGUAAUUAAGUGCAAUUCCCCCACCUGUAUAUAUUGUUCCCAAACCUCUUCUUUUUUUUUUUGGUAAAGGUCAGAGCUGAGCGUAGGUUUGGUUUUGUAUAUCUGCCCUUUCUGGAAAUGAAUUAACUCGGGAGGAAGCCCCGGGAAACCCACCGCUGUGUGCGAGAGGUGCGGGGCGGCGGAGCCGCUUUCCCCGGCGCCGGGGAGCAGCGGGGUCUGCGUUGGCUCCCUUCGGAGAGGACCGCCACCCUCCCGCGCGCCCGGUAGUAAACCGCUAGGAACAGACCCUCGGCAGCAGGCGAGGGUGCAAAACCACCAAACUGCAGCGGUCGCCUCUCCCGCGCCGGGUCGAGGGCGAGGGGGGUCUCCUUCGGCCCUCCGGCAGCUUCGGAGCGGGGGUCAGAGCGCUGCCGCUCCCCUGCCGUCGGAGGAGAGGCUUCGAGGCGGGAUCCGCGGGCUGCGCAUCGGCACAGCGCUGCGCUCGGUGCGACGUCCCCAUCGGCAGCCGCCGAGGACACGGGGCUGCGGACCUUCAACAGCCCUGGGGCGACUCAGGAGCCCAAGUCCGACUUCCAAGAGUUGGAAGAAGCAGCUCGUGGGACGCAAGCUCCCCCGCACCUGCAGCCCUUCCACGCCGAUGUAAGGCUCCCAGGCUGUGCCAUCUCUUCCGAAGCUUCGCAGCACGUGCCAGGCGCUGUGAGCGGUUAGGGAGGUGACGACCAGUGGAGGUACCCGUGGACAGACGACCAGUGCUAAACAGAAAACCCUGGAUGCUUGCUUUGGGGCAAGGAAGGCUCUUUGACUCUGUGUUUGUACGAUGUCUAGCACAGCGGGACCCUAAUCCUUGCUGGGACUGAUAGGAGUUGCCCUAAGGUAAAUAAGUCAUCACGAAUUGGAGACCAAUAUGCAGAAUGACAUUUAAUUUAAUGUAUACCAUAAUUAAAUACCAUUUCUCUGG